Erinaceus europaeus (western European hedgehog) is the source of this 1379-nucleotide messenger RNA. RefSeq names its product protocadherin gamma-B1-like. Gene Ontology annotation, cellular component: plasma membrane. NCBI's taxonomy places the organism in Eukaryota, Metazoa, Chordata, Mammalia, Eulipotyphla, Erinaceidae. The coding region runs from base 177 to 1379 and encodes 400 amino acids. Gene Ontology annotation, molecular function: calcium ion binding. The record is from RefSeq and is a predicted model, not a curated record. Gene Ontology annotation, biological process: homophilic cell-cell adhesion. The transcript has a single exon.
GUGACUGCCUUGAUAAAAACCAGAGACAGAGACUCAGGAGAAAACUGCGAAGUAUACUGCCACAUUUUGGGGAAAGCCGAGUUUAUACUUAAGUCCUACUCAAAGAUUUACUUCAAACUACUGACAGAAAGGGCUCUAGACCGGGGGAGGAGACCCCUGAAUACAAUAUCACCAUUAUGGCCACAGACAGGGGCCAGCCGCCUCUCUCCUCCAGCAUCACCAUCACUCUUCACAUUGGCGACGUCAACGACAACCCACCAGUCUUUGCCCAGCCCUACCUGGUGGAGGAGAACAACCCGCCAGGCGCCUCCAUCGCGCAGGUCAGCGCCUCCGACUCCGACCUGGGCCCCAACGGCCGCGUGUCCUACUCCAUCGUGGGCAGCGACCUGGCGCCGCGCGCACUGGCGGCCUUCGUGUCGCUGAGCGCGCAGAGCGGGGUGCUGUUCGCGCAGCGCGCCUUCGACCACGAGCAGCUGCGCGGCUUCGCGCUGACCCUGCAGGCCCGCGACCAGGGCUCGCCCGCGCGCAGCGCCAACGUGAGCCUGCGCGUGCUGGUGGGCGACCGCAACGACAACGCGCCCCGCGUGCUCUACCCCGCGCUGGGCCCCGACGGCUCGGCGCUCUUCGACACGGUGCCGCGCGCCGCGCAGCCCGGAUACCUGGUCACCAAGGUGGUGGCGGUGGACGCCGACGCGGGACACAACGCCUGGCUGUCCUACCACGUGCUGCAGGCCAGCGAGCCCGGACUCUUCGGCCUGGGGCUGCGCACGGGCGAGGUGCGCCUGGCCAGGCCCCUGGGCGACAGGGACGCGGCCAGACAGCGCCUGCUGGUGGCCGUGCGCGACGGGGGGCGGCCGCCCCUCUCUGCCACCGCCACUCUGCUGCUGGUCUUCGCAGACAGCCUGGAAGAGGUGCCGCCCGACCACCACCUGGGCGAGCGCCCUCCUCGCGCUGACCCGCAGGCCGAGCUGCAGUUCUAUCUGGUGCUGGCCUUGGCCUUCAUCUCUGUGCUCUUCCUGCUCGCCGUGAUCCUGGCGGUCGCCCUGCUCCCGCGCAGCUCCUCCAGCCAAGAGGCCUGGGGCUGCUUUCAGGCUGGUGUCUGCUCCAAGUCUACACCUGCUGUUGCCCCCAACUACAGUGAAGGAACUUUGCCCUACUCCUACAAUCUGUGCGUUGUGUCACAAUCAACAAACACUAACUUCUUUUAUCCAAGUCUGCUACCGGAAAUGAUUCCCCCUCGGGAUCUCCUGGGUGAAGAUCUCUCCACAGAUGUAUGUGCCAGUAACGAAGACACACACAUCGCUUUACAUUCCUCUGUUACUUCCUCUCACGUUGAGUUUCUGCAAACCUACUUAAACUAUAUAUGUUUUUAUUCGUAA